ACAUUUGGGCUAUAGGCUGUAUAUUUGCAGAGCUGCUGACCUCAGAACCUAUCUUUCACUGUAGACAGGAGGACAUCAAAACCAGUAAUCCAUAUCAUCAUGACCAGCUUGAUAGGAUAUUCAAUGUGAUGGGAUUUCCACAAGACAAAGACUGGGAAGACAUCAAAAAGAUGCCUGAACACCCAACAUUAAUGAAGGAUUUCAAGAAGUCCAGUUACGUAAAUUGUACAUUGACAAAGUACAUGGAAAAACACAAGGUGCACCCAGACAGCAAAGCAUUCCGUCUUCUCCAAAAACUUCUUACAAUGGACCCUACUAAAAGAAUAACAUCAGAACAGGCAAUGCAGGAUGCUUACUUUAUGGAAGACCCCUCACCAUGUCCUGAUGUGUUUGAAGGUUUACCAAUUCCUUAUCCAAAGAGAGAAUUUAUAACAGAUGAUGAACCUACAAAUGACAAUGAAAAAUCUGAUAAUGCAAGCAAGGCCACAGGGGGAAAUGACCAGUCGUCCAGUCACGGCCAGCCACCUGCUAAACGUGUUCGGGUCAUGCAGCCCAAUACAAAUAAUGGAACAAUGGUAUCUAAUGAGUAUCAGAGAAAUGUUCAUGGAAUGCCAGGAAACCAAGGCCAACAGCAUUCAUAUUCCUCAACACAAAGCACUCAGGGAACUAAUUCCACAGUAUAUGGGCAGACAAGAUUUUAAUACAAAUUUGACAGUUUUUUAAGGAUUGAUAAUCCCAAGAUUGCAUUUAAUAACUUAUCUAGAAGACAUGUUUGCAACAUGCAUUAACAAACAUUGCCUUAUGGAAGAAAUCAUAAUGGGAGUCUCAUUUUGUUUGUAGUAAUGGUAUGCUUCGUUUAAGAAAUCAGUAAAUACUUCAGUUCAGAAAGGCAUUAGUUUUUGAGGCUAAUAUGACAGAUGCUGGUUGCUACAUUGGAUGUUGAACAGACUGUUACAAAGAUAAAUAUGUCACUAAUCAUGAUCAGAAUCAAGUACCAUAUUUAAUUGCUAUUUGAUUUUUUUAAUGUGGAUAGGUGUAAACAAAUUCCUUCAGGUUUUCAGGAAAUAAAUUAAUAGAAAAUGCA
Lingula anatina is the source of this 1084-nucleotide messenger RNA. RefSeq names its product cyclin-dependent kinase 8. The record is from RefSeq and is a predicted model, not a curated record. Gene Ontology annotation, cellular component: nucleus. Gene Ontology annotation, molecular function: protein serine/threonine kinase activity; ATP binding. Lineage: Eukaryota; Metazoa; Brachiopoda; Lingulata; Lingulida; Lingulidae. Gene Ontology annotation, biological process: protein phosphorylation.